Molecule: messenger RNA, 2179 nt
Organism: Pimephales promelas (fathead minnow)
Lineage: Eukaryota; Metazoa; Chordata; Actinopteri; Cypriniformes; Leuciscidae
Source: RefSeq, a predicted model, not a curated record
CGCUUUUAAUUCGACGUCUACAGUGAACCUGCUACAUGUGACAACAUGACAAGUUUGAAAAAGUUUCGCUUUCGGAAGGACUGAAAUGAUUCAGUUACUUCUGUCUCUGCAGAUCGUCUGCCUUCGUUAAGGUUCUUUAAGUUCCAUCAUGUUGCUUCAUGUUCUGCUCCUCCUUCAUGCAUCAGGAGCUUCUUCAUCCAUCUCAUGUUAUAAUGAUGAGGGGAAACCUGUUGACUGGUUUUACUUGUAUAAACUCCCACACCUGCAUCAUUCCCCCAUGCAGGAGGGGCUGAAGUAUCUUUUCAUGGAUGGAGAGAGCGAGGGAUGGAUGGACGGGAAGACUUUAGUCAAUGACAGUCAAAGUAGUGUUGGUAGAACAGUAGGGCCUUUAUAUGAGGGCGGUGAUGUUGGAUACAUUAUGUAUAAUGACCAGCCACCAAAACAGAAGACUUUCGAAGGUGCAAGCAGGAUUUGUGGCCACACCAAAGGGGUUGUUGUCUUUGAUAAGCAGCAGGGCUUCUGGUUGGUCCACAGCACACCUCAUUUCCCCCCUCCUAAAUCAGCUGGCCAGUUCUCAUACCCCAGUUCUGGCAUAAGUAAUGGACAGAACUUCAUCUGUGUCACAUAUCCUUUUGAGCGCUUUCAGACCAUAGGUGAGCAGUUAAAGAUCAAUCAGCCUCACAUAUACGACUGCAGCAUCCCUGCGUCCCUGGCGGCUGCUGUUCCUGCUAUGGCUCAGCUCUGUAAACACACACUGGGCAGAUGGGACAACACUUCCUCCCCCUCCCCAUCCAAUCGCAGUAUAUCACUCCUCUCAUUGGCUGGAACGGAGUUCAUUAGCUUUGCAAAAGGUGCAUCCUUUGCCAAUGACCUGUAUCACUCUUGGGUGGCACCUGCGCUACAGUCCGACCUGCUGGUUCAGUUCUGGCGUCGCUCCACAGGCCUCCUGCCCUCUAACUGCUCUGACAGCUGGAAAGUCCUCAACGUAGAUCUCAUUUCCCCAGCCAAGAGCGUCACGUUCAAGGCCACAGAGGACCACUCGAAGUGGGCGGUCAGUCCCAGCAGCAGCCGCACUGGAAGUGGGACGUCGGGCGGCUGGGUCUGCGUAGGAGACAUCAACCGUGACGAGGCGGAGGAAAGGAGAGGUGGGGGAACGGUGUGCCGCCAAGAUGCUGUGGUGUGGAAGGCCUAUCGCUCGGCCGCCUUGCAGUGCGAGACCUGCGGCGGAGAAGUGCAGACAUGCGAAAAGGCCGCACAGUAAUACUGAUGCAGUUGAGCACAGCAGAAAUCAGGGUAUUGCAGAACGGCUGCAGGUGUAGGUGUCAAACAGGUAUGAUUCAGGUCAAAUGCUUUUUCUAUUGCACGUAGCAAUAUGCAGGGCUAUUCAGAUAAAUGCAAAAAGACUGUACAUUUUAAUCCGGCUAUACAUUUUAUUUGAAUGCGGUACAGUUUUAUGUGUUUUUAAAUUCUGUGUAUAUAUACUGUAUAAAUAUUUGCUUGGGCUAUGAUCAAAUGCAUUUUUUAAAUACAUAAGAAACAUUGGAUAUUAGAUGGUGAAGUGUUUAAUUAAAAGCAUUAAAAGCUUUCAGCAUUAAAACUAAAAUGCAAAAGUAAUAUAUUUUCUAGCAAACUUCUGUUGUUACAAAAAAUGGGUAGCCAAAUCCCUAACUCUCACCAUUGGUUGAGACGAUGUUACAAUUUUCUAUUUGGUGCUUCUAGUGGCGUAGAAUUAUUAAGCACAUCACCUCAGACCUCCAGAAGUGCAUUAUGAGAAUUGGAUUGAGAUGUGUCUAGUAGAGAUGUUUUUAAUCACACAAAUAUUGUUGUUGCAUUAAAUUGAAGAAAAUAAAAGCACCGUAUGAGACUUUAACUACAUUUUCACUGCUUUAGCUUUUCACAAAUUAUAAUAAAAUAUUCUAUAUAACUAAUAAGGGGGAAAUAUUUUGUAUAAUGAAGAAAUGUGCUGAUUUGCUGCUCAAGAAGCAUUUUUAUUAUUAUUUUGAAGUUGUUCUGUUUAAUAUUUUAUGGAAAUGGUGAUAAUUUUAUUCAGCUUAUAAAGUUCAAAAGAACAGCAUUUAUUUUAAAUGGAAAUCUUAUAAUUGAGACAUUAAAAAUGUAUUUAAUGUAUUUGUUUAAUCAAUUUAAUGAUUUUUUGCUGAAUUAAAAGAAAGAAAAAAAA